UCUAGCAGGACGGAUAGUGAAGGUAUGUAGACUAGGGAGGCCACGAGGUACCCAAACUUUAACCUUUUUCGACACUAACCUUGAAUUUUUUCUCAAUUAUAAACCCUAUAUCCGAUCCGAAAAUAUUUUUUGUAACCCGAAACAAGAGUCGACUUCUUUAAAAGUGACAUCCCUAAUGUAGACGAGAGAAAGCUUCAUGAAUAUUUAAUCUAAAAGUUAAUUUUCUAGCUCUCUCAGAUAUUUUAUUGUCAUCGAAUUCUGCAUCAGGUGAUGAGCUCUGUACCUGGUGGGCUCAUUUAUUAAGCAGCGCCCUUCAUUGGCGUCAUGGGGAUAUGGCUAGAGCAAGGCAACAUAACGCAAUUGUGCGCAAAUGUCCUCAAAAUCUAUUGCAGAGUGAUACAGCAUUGGCUGUUGGCUUGGCUUUUUGUUCAAGAAAAAUUUGUCUUGAAGAUAGAAAACAAAAAGCAUGGACAGAAAUAGCUCUGUUACAUGUAGAAAAGGCUUUUGCUCAUUUACAACGGGAAAAUCGGUUCCACAGAUGGCAAGUUCCGUUGGAAUGUCAAGGACAGGGAAUUGAAAAAAUACAAUGCCGGUUUCGACUUCUUUGUUGUCAGUGGAUUCUUUCUACUUUACUCGAUUUGUGCUCCUUUUCAAUAGGACCAGACAAAACGCCAUCACUUCAAAUUAAACAAUUAUACUCGAAUGUUUUGACGUUUAUUGAGAAAAAUGGUAUUGAACAAAUGGAGCAAAAAAGGAUGGCAAUGUUUAAAAACUUGGGAGAAACUCUUUGCGGAGUAGAAGCAAAACCAGUUUAA
This is a messenger RNA of Meloidogyne enterolobii, 815 nucleotides long. The record is from the annotation of a GenBank genome assembly. NCBI's taxonomy places the organism in Eukaryota, Metazoa, Nematoda, Chromadorea, Rhabditida, Meloidogynidae.